Molecule: messenger RNA, 1420 nt
Organism: Benincasa hispida (wax gourd)
Lineage: Eukaryota; Viridiplantae; Streptophyta; Magnoliopsida; Cucurbitales; Cucurbitaceae
Product: protein STRICTOSIDINE SYNTHASE-LIKE 6-like
Cellular component (GO): endomembrane system
Molecular function (GO): hydrolase activity
Source: RefSeq, a predicted model, not a curated record
CGAGAUCCACACGUAACUAUUUUCCACAAUAAAUGGAGUUCGACAAAACCAACCAGACGCUCUAGUUUCUAAUCUCCAAAUCGUCUCUUUAGUCUUUACCCAUAAAAUACCACCGCCUCUUUAAUACUCACUGAGUCAAUGCCCGAGUCAAACAACCAGUCGCUGUCCCUCGGCCCGUCGUUGGCUCUCAAAAUCACGGCGUUGGCUCUCUUGACCGCAGCCGUCGUUGUAUACAAACUCGACCCAUUCGACCCGGCGGUGAUUCCGGCGGAGGAACUGAGUGGGGCGCCAGCGGCGGUGGCGGAGUGUAGCGGCAGGGUACUGCAGGGGGCGGAGAGAAUCGGGGUGGGGGAGCUGGCAGCGGCGGAGGACUUAGCUUAUGACUCGGAGUUGGGAAUCGUUUACACGGGGGAUGCGGAUGGGUGGUUGAAGCGAGUUAGAUUGAAUGACUCGGCGAUCGAAAAUUGGGUCUUCACCGGCGGCCGGCCUCUCGGAGUCGCUUUGGGACCAGACAGCGAAGUUUUUGUCGCUGACGCUUAUCAGGGGUUGUUAAAGGUGAGUAAAGAGGGAGUGGUGGAGGCAUUGACGGCAGAGGCCGACGGCGUGAGAUUCGGGCUGACAGACGGCGUUGAUGUGGCGGAAGACGGCACCGUUUACUUCACAGAUGCUUCGUAUAAAUAUGGGUUUCAUAAUUUCAUCUUCGAUCUUUUCGAGGGUCGGCCGUUUGGACGAUUCUUGAGCUACAAUCCAAUUACUAAAACCACUAAACUUCUUGUUGGAGACCUAUAUUUUGCUAAUGGCGUUGCAGUUGCUCCCACCCAAGAUUUCGUCGUCUUUUGCGAAACUCCCCUGAGAAGAUGCAAAAAAUAUUACAUCACCGGAGAUCGCAAAGGAAGUGUUGAGAAAUUUGUAGAUAACUUGCCAGGAACGCCCGAUAAUAUCAGAUACGAUGGACAUGGCCAUUAUUGGAUCGCACUCUCUUUAGAGAUGACGGGUUCUUCUUCUUCUUGGUACCUUGCACUGAAAUAUCCAGUGUUAAGGAAGAUAAUGGCGAUAAUGGAGAAGUACUGCCGGCGGCCAAACUUGGAGAAGAACGGCGGAGUGGUGGCUGUAAAUCUUCAAGGCAAACCAGUUGCUUGGUAUUAUGAUUAUGGAUGGUCAUUGGUAACCACCGGAAUCAAGAUCGGAAAUAGUCUCUACUCCGGCUCUUUGGCGCUUCCCGGCAUUGUUCGCCUCGAUUUGGACCGAUAUCCUGCAACCACCGCUGGUUGCCCGUGGUCCAAACCCGACGACCUCUGAUUAAAUUCUACCUGCUGGGAAAUUCAUAUAAUAUGUUUUUUUCCUUUUAAUUGAAUAAAAUCUGUCGCUACUUAAUUAUACUCUAGAAUUGAAUUUUCAACAACAUGUCGAUUUCCAUCUA